UACAGACACCACCAUCAUCAGACAGUCUGCAGGAACGCAAGUGGCCAAGCAUACUGCAUCUUCUGCGGAAAAGAUGCCAUAGAUUCUCUCUCUCUCUCUCUCUCUCUCUCUCUCUCUCUCAUCGUUAGUGGAUUAACCUAACCCCACAGUUAAGUGAAGUGAGGCUGGGAGAACCACACUCCCCCACUGAAUAAUUUAUUCAGAGCUAACAACGUAAUGCGACUUCAUGAAUAACAGAAGUAUCAGCAAGACACAAACCAGCCUGAAGCAACUUGAUAUCAUUCACAAGUCAGCAUUAUGCUGCAGUAGAACUAGACUGGCUUCUGCACUCAGGCCAGCAGCUGUGCUUUGUUGACAAUGAACUGAAAAUAGCUCAAAAUUGUCAUGGAUUGGAAUGAGAUGUGUCCAUCUUCAAAGAUUUUAGACCAUGGGGCCACGCCCAUCAAAGAAGACAAAGAAGUAUGCAUAUGAUACAAGGGGGUGCCAAGCAGCCAUAAUAAAGGUGAGAUCUGACCAGAGGACAGAAGACAAGACCCCUGAUGGGCGCUUCAGCAACAGGGACUACGGUAGGCUGGUCUGGGGUAAGACUACAGGCAGCCGCACCUGGCCAGGCAUUGUUGUGCCCCAUUAUGAAUGUGGAGUGAGGGCUCCCCCUGCAGAGAGAGUAUGUGUAUUUUGGUUUGGAGACAACAGGGUGUCUCAGGUGCCUCUAAGUAAAGUGUCAUCCUUCAAGCAAAAUUUUGGAACAUUUUACACUCAUACCAGAGACCCAGUAUUUCAAAAGGGGAUCACUGUUUGCCUUCAGGAACUUCAACAUCAGUCAGGGUUACCACACCAAGAUUCAGAGGAAGCCUUGCUGCAGUGGGCUGAGAAAGGUUUUCCCAAUGCUACAGACUAUAAUAGACAUGCAGCUGUUCCAUUUUCACCAAAGGUUGAAAAACACCUAGGCUAUAUAAAGAAAGCUAAAUAUUUUGGAGGUCAUUCAAAUGACUCCAGUGAUAGUUCCUCCCCUAAGACAUCAUCAUCUGACUCAGACACCUCAGACGCUGAUGAACGGAGAAAAUGGAGAUCUAAAGCUUCCCUUCUGGAAUUGGCACGCCAAGGAAAAUGUGAUAUAGAGCAGCUGUGUAUUGCAUGCCACCGAACUGAGUGUCAAGUUGUUGCACCACAUCCUUACUUUGUUGGAGGUGUUUGUGAGAAUUGUAAGAUUGAUUUGGAUGAGAACUCUAAGGACAUGGAGGCUGGCAUGAGUGUGCAUUGUGUGGUGUGUGCCAGCCCAGGCAAGUUGUUGAUUUGUGAUUUGCCAGAUUGUGAAAGACUUUACUGCACUGGUUGUGUGAAGCUACUGGUGGCACCCUCUGCAGUCAGAAGCAUAAUGAGGGCUACUCCCUGGUACUGCUUCCUGUGUGAACCCUUCAGCCCUCACACUCAUGGGCUUCUUGAACCAAGGCUAGAAUGGAGAGAAAUGACUUCUGCCACAAAAACUGCUUCAUGGAUGAGCACUUGUGAUGAAGAGGCACUUGAUCCAUCAUCUUUCCCCAAGAAGCCCUUGAGAGUUCUGUCAGUCUUCGACGGCAUUGCCACUGGAUUGGUGGCCUUGGAUAAGCUUGGUCUAGAAGUUGAGGUGUACUACAGCUGUGAGACAGAUGAGAAGGCAACCACCGUGGUGAAUUCAAACUUUGGAUCACGCGUCACAUUGCUUGGCAACGUUGAAGAACUGACUACAAAAAAAGUGAAAAAGCUGUGCCCCAUCGACCUCUUUAUUGGUGGGUCUCCGUGCAAUGACCUCAGCCUUGUGAAUCCCAAGAGAAAGGGUCUUUUUGAUUUUUCUGGAACAGGUUAUCUCUUCUUUUAUUUCUACAAGAUUCUGAAAAGCAUCGAGAGCUUCAAUGGGGAAACUCAUCUUUUUUGGAUGUUUGAGAAUGUCAAGAAUAUGCCAUGCAUCUAUAAAAAGCAGAUAAGCAUCCUUUUAGAAAAACCACCAAUUGUGAUUGAUGCAAGACAUUUUUCUCCCCAAAGUCGACCACGCUGCUUCUGGGGAAACAUACCAGGAAUGUCUAGACAUGUUCCUCCACAGCCAGAACAUAACCAUGAGCUGAGUCAGUACAUUGAUAAAAUUGGUGGCCGGAAAGCUAUGGUGGAUAAGAUAAAUUGCAUAACCACAAGCCGUGCAUCUCUCCAGACAAGAUGUCAAGAACCAGUCAGGAUGAACAACCAUGGAGAUGUGCCCUGGAUCACAGAGAUAGAAAAGAUCUUUGGGUUACCUCCACACUACACAGACAAUGGGAACUUGACACUGAACGAGAGACAUGGUCUCUUAGGACGGGCAUGGAGCGUCCCUGUUAUUUGCCACAUUUUUCAGCCUCUCUGCCAGUACUUCUCUUGCAGAACACUUCAGAAGCCACAUAGGAAAAUAAGAAAAGCAGGAGUGAAGAGGCCUAGAAGCCCCUGCUCUCUCUGUCACCAUUAAAUUGUCCACAUUGAUUGAGAUAAGUUAUCAGGGAUUUGUGUAAUGUAAUUACAUUUUUUACUUUUUUUUUUUCUGUUUAAUAGUAUUAUGUUAAAAGGGAAGUGGCCAGUAAAACUGGAAUUUUAAAAUUACUAUGCAUAUGAAACUUUUGAAGUCAGGACCACCAUAUAGGAAAAUACUAUGGUCCUAAAUUCCUUUGUUUUCUCUCACUUAACACACUGCCACAGCCCUUAUUCAAGUAUAUCAGGAUAAUGUAAUAGUUUAUUUAGAAAUUUUUUCAUCACUGAAUCUGAACAGUCUUACUUUACUGGUAACUUUUAUUUGUAAGUUUUUGUUUUAUUGAAAUCAGUACACAAUCACUAAGGAAACAUUUUGAAGGUGAAGAAAGCUUGUUGUGAGACAAGGCUUGUUAAAGUUCUGAUUAGCUUUUAAGACUUCCAUGAUCUAUGAGCUCAGUCUGUCAUAGGGUGUGCUUGUCUGGGUUCUUUUCAUAUCAAGAAUUGUGUAUUGUUCUCUCUAUUAUUAGCAACGAGUUUAGAAGGGUAUUUUUACUUCAGACUCGCGCUCUUUUUCAGAUUUGUAUUAUUAGUUUUGAGAGUGUCAUAACUACCUAGGCCUCUCCUUAUUGUCAGGUUGUGUUUAAAGUCUUCAGCAUGUUUUUGUUUAUUGCUUUUGUAUCUGUUUAUUCUUAAGUUUGUUGUGAUCAUCA
Molecule: messenger RNA, 3179 nt
Organism: Scylla paramamosain (green mud crab)
Lineage: Eukaryota; Metazoa; Arthropoda; Malacostraca; Decapoda; Portunidae
Product: DNA (cytosine-5)-methyltransferase 3A-like
Exons: 19
Coding region: 428-2470 (680 amino acids)
Cellular component (GO): nucleus
Molecular function (GO): methyltransferase activity
Source: RefSeq, a predicted model, not a curated record